AUGCUUCCUCGUUCCGCCCUUGCUCAUUCCGCCCUUGUUCGUUCCACCCUUGCUCGUUCCGCACUUGCUCGUUCCGCACUUGCUCGUUCCACACUUGCUCGUUCCGCCCUUGCUCGUUCCCCACUUGCUCGUUCCGCCCUUGCUCGUUCCGCACUUGCUCGUUCCGCCCUUGCUCGUUCCGCACUUGCUCGUUCCGCUUCCGUCAUUCUGCCCUUGUUCGUUCCUCCGCCCUUUCUCCUCGUUCCGCCCUCCCCCUCGUUGCGCCCUUCCUCCUCGUUGCGCCCUUCCUCCUCGUUGCGCCCUUCCUCCUCGUUGCGCCCUUCCUCCUCGUUGCGCCCUUCCUCCUCGUUCCGCCCUCCUCCUCACUCGGAGCGCUCUGGGCAGAUUUUUGAGGCACCUCAAAAAGGGUUGGGACAGACUUGGAGCGCUCUGGGCAGACCUGUUGAGGCCAGUGAGAAAGGUCUUCUCUCCUUUCUGCGGGGCACCGUGAAGAGACCUUCUCACCCCGCCAAGACACGAGACAUACUUACAAUUCGUGCCGCCCGUUACUGUUCAGGCCGCCCGUCACUGUCCAUGCCGCCCAUCACUGUUCCCGCCGCCCGGUUACAGUUCAGGCCGUCCGUCACUGUUCAGGCCGCCCGUCACUGUUCAGGCCGCCCGUCACUGUUUAUGCCGCCCGUCACUGUUCAUGCCGCCCGUCACUGUUCAUGCCGCCCGUCACUGGUCAUGCCGCCCGUCACUGGUCAUGCCGCCCGUCACUGGCCGUGCCGCCCGUCACUGGUCAUGCCGCCCGUCACUAGUCAUGCCGCCCGUCACUGCUCGUGCCGCCCGACACUGCUCGUGCCGCCCGUCACUGCUCGUGCCGCCCGGUCACUGCUCCUGCCGCGCGUCACUGCUCCUGCCGCCCCGUUACUGUUCAUGCCGCCCGAUUACCAUGCCAUGCCAUGUCCUCGUGCUCGUUUCCGCCCUUGCUCGUUUCUGCCGACAGUGACGGGCGCAGCUGGGCAACGGUGCGGCGAGGCUAAGGCGAAGCCAGUGAGGCACGAGGUGAGACAACGGUCCCCACUCUCCUGGCCCCCUUCUCCUAUGCUCUCAUCUCCUGGCCCCCUUCCCCUAUGCUCUCGUUCCUUUGCUCUGCACUCGUCGUUCCCUUGCUCUGCACUCGUCGUUCCCUUGCUCUGCACUCGUCAUUCCCUUGCUCUGCACUCGUCGUUCCCUUGCUCUGCACUCGUCGUUCCCUUGCUCUGCACUCGUCGUUCCCUUGCUCUGCACUCGUCGUUCCCUUGCUCUGCACUCGUCGUUCCCUUGCUCUGCACCCGUCGUUCCCUUGCUCUGCACUCCUCCUCACCCCCCUGUUUUCCCAUCCCCCACUGUUCAUCCUAUUGCUUCCCCAUCCCGCUCUGUUCACCCCACUGUUUCCCCAUCAUGCACUGUUCACCCCACUGUUUCCCAUCCUGCACUGUUCACUCUCCGCUCUGGUCUGGAUGA
Molecule: messenger RNA, 1488 nt
Organism: Closterium sp. NIES-65
Lineage: Eukaryota; Viridiplantae; Streptophyta; Zygnematophyceae; Desmidiales; Closteriaceae
Source: the annotation of a GenBank genome assembly